CGGGCCCAUAUCACCAUCCAAGCGUAUCAUUGUUGUAACCACCUAGAACCUGGGUAUCAUGGUGACAUGUAGGUAACUUUAAGCCACUCGAAAAAUGACGAAGCUUCAAGGCUGCACAUGGUGGGGUUCGAACCUACGCAUGGACGUCUGCCCGAUCCCACGCUCACCACUUUAUCCAAUAAGCCACUGCCUCCCCAACACACGACAAGUAUGGAUGUGUUUAUCAAUCCUCAGGAUGUCAGCGUGGGUGGGGACCAAACUCGCCGUGUACUGCGUGGCGCUGCUGGUGAGCCUGAGCAUCGGGGAGGCGCCGCGGCCCCGGGGGAGUGGGGAACCGCUGGAGGCGGCGGGAGCGGCGGCGGCGGCAGUGCUGGCCAGGGCGUGGCAGCCACACUGCUGCGUCAUCUUGCUCACGGACGGUGCCGCCUCCACGCACGCCGUUACCAAGGGGGUGGAGCAGCUGCCGGCGCCUUGGGGAGCCACUGUACUCGAAACACGGCCUGCACCUGGGAAUUCUAACAGGAGCGUAGCGCUGCUGGGUGAGGCGCUGAGCCACGCGCUCAGGGUGAGACGCGCCUCGUGGUGUGUGGUAGUGGUGGUGGUGAGCGACAACAUUUUCUUUCUGGUUAAGUGGGCAGAACUGGGCAUCGAAAGUGGCCUCCUGGCGUGGCCCACACGAGUGGUGGCCAUCACCGGCCUUCCAACAACACGACUGCACCGCAUACACUUGGCCUACUCCCACGCCAACUCCGUGGUUGUAGUGAGCAACGGCAACACUCCGCCACGGUGCACGGUGUGGGUACACCAACCCUUCAGCCCGCCCAACGCCCGGGCGGCUCAGGUUGCCUCCUGGUCACCACUCCGCGGCCUCAGUCUUGUCCCCCGAAAGAUUCUCUUCCCCGACAAGUUUCACAAGCUGGCGUGGGGACCGACACUGGUGGUGGCUGCCGAGGAGUACCCGCCACAUGUGCUGAUCAGCGAUACUGGACCAGGACAAGACUACGUUCUGACGGGGCCUAUGGAGAAACUACUCCGCAUCCUUUCAACUCAGCUUAACUUCACGUACACGAUAAAGAGACCGCCGGACGGGUCAUGGGGCGUGUUGCUGGAGGACGGCUCCUGGACCGGCAUGGUUGGCAUGGUGAACAGGAAGGAGGCGGACAUGGGACUCGGCCCAUUCGCCGUCACCACUAUUCGUGCCACAGCGGUGGACUACACCCGCACCAUCUUGGUAGACUACGGCAGGAUUCUGGCAGGCAGCGGCAAGCCGGAGGUGGACCCCUGGGGCUUCCUGCUGCCCUUCACGCCUGACGUGUGGCUGGCGUUCCUGGCUGCAAUGGGGGCAGCACUGGCGGCCAUUGCCUUCCUGGCGUCCUGCGCGGCGCCGCGACUCGUGGCACCGACUAGUUGGCUGAGCGGCAGGACGCUGAUGUACAUGCGGGUGGUGCUGCAGCAAGACGUGAGUGCGCGGGGCAUGCGGUGGUGGGAGAGGCUGGUGCUUGGGGCGUGGAUGGUGCUGACGCUGGUGCUGAUGCGCAGCUAUGCUGGCACCCUCAUGUCGCUGCUGGCAGUGAGGCAGAUCCCUCAGCCCUUCCAGGACCUCAGGCGUCUGCUGGACGACCCCGACGUCACCAUGGUGUGGGAGGCAGGCUCCAUGUACGUCCAGUUCCUCAUGGCAGUCACGUCAGGAAUCUUCCGCGAGGUGCGGGAGGCGGAGAGCUUAGGGCGCCUCGUGUUUGUCAAAACAACGGACUAUAACCACGUGUUGGACCAGAUGGUGCGGCGCGGCACUCACGCCUUUGUGGGGGAAUACUUGUCCAGCCGCGUCCUCAUGGCAAACGACUUUUCUGCGUCAGGUCAGUGUGAUUUCUACGCCUCUCGGGCCAAGUUCCUGCCCUUCAUGUUCGCCAUGGUGGGCCGCCGCUACAGCCCCCUCGUGCCGGCACUCUCCGCCAGGAUCGGGUCGGUGACAGAAGCUGGCCUUUAUGACUCAUGGCUGGAUGCCGCCAUUCCCAACGACACCUCGUGUGUCGCCGCUCCCACCAAAGUCACGGUCACAUCCUCUCUGGGGCUGGUCAAUCUCUGGGGAAUGUUUACCAUGCUGGGCAGCGGUGCCGCUGUCGCCGGGCUUGCCCUUGUCGGAGAAGUCCUCGCUGGUCACCUGUAGCUCUCUCACAGGUAGGCUUUGUACAGACAUAUACCAGUGACCUUUCAAGUAUAACGCCUGAUGGUCAAAACUACUUCGCGCAGACCAGCCUGUCCACGCUGGCCUGUUCUGCUGAAAGGCAACACCGGGAAACCUUCGAUAACAUGUAGACAUUGAGUGUUGUUCAUAACAAUAAAAUCAAAACGUUACAAAAUAUCCUGCACCACACAGGAGAAAAAACCUAGAAAUAGGUUUUCCCUAAGGACAAGAGAAUAGCAGCAGCAGCAGCAGCAGCAGAAACAAUAAGAGUAGUGAUGCAAGAAAUGAUUGCCAACAAUGGUUGUCAUCCAUCUACGUAGUUUCAGUUGUGUUUCUAUUAAAUGACUUAGCAAUA
Messenger RNA from Portunus trituberculatus (swimming crab), 2540 nucleotides. Its product is annotated as probable glutamate receptor. The transcript has 13 exons. Gene Ontology annotation, cellular component: membrane. Gene Ontology annotation, molecular function: glutamate-gated receptor activity. Bases 95 to 2167 code for a protein of 690 amino acids. The record is from RefSeq and is a predicted model, not a curated record. NCBI's taxonomy places the organism in Eukaryota, Metazoa, Arthropoda, Malacostraca, Decapoda, Portunidae.